GUGGGAGUUGACAUGUAAUUUGCAGCUCUGUUUUGUGAGAGAAGAUGACGGACGCGUUCAGCAGCAGCAGUGAGGCGGUUCUCCAGCGCUCGGUCACUUCAACACACAGUUUCCACCCUUCUGGAGACCUUCUGCUGCUCUACCAGACACCCGAGACCUGUCGUUUCAUCACUAGCAAUCACUUCAAGAAGGUGGCCUUACAGUUUCCAGAUGAACUGCUGCCUGAUGCCGUCCGGGUAUCUGCUGAAAUAGAGGAUAAAACCAAAGCCAAGACUUACAUUUUAGGGGAUACAUCCUAUGGCAGCUGUUGUGUGGAUGAAGUAGCAGCAGAACAUGUGGGAGCAGACUGUAUAGUGCAUUAUGGGUCAUCUUGUCUCAGCCCAUGCAGACGACUACCGCUUCUGUACGUGUUUGGGAAAAGACCCAUUGAUGUCCAUCAGUGUGCGUCAUCCUUUAAAGAGCUUUACCCGAAUCUCCAAAGCCAUAUCAUAGUACUGUUUGACGUCACUUACUCACAUGCUAUAGAUGAUCUCAGAACACUUUUGUGUGACGUCUACCCUAAUGUUGUGGUGUCUCGUCUGAAAACGGAUCAUUCCUGUGGUGCUGAACUCAUACAGGACAGCUGUGUGGACUUGCAGUCAAACGAUGAUGGAGUCAUUUUUAAAUUUGGCAGACAAUUCAGAAUAAAAGAAGGACAAACUGUUAAUGAUUACAGCAUCUUUUACAUUGGCCAGGAAGGCCUGACGCUUACAAACUUCAUGAUGAGCUGGAACAAUUGUGUCUUUAGCUCAUUCAACCCAGAGACAAGCACGGGUCGAGUGGAAUCGGUUCAAAUCAACAAAGCACUGAUGAAGCGCUAUUAUGCCAUUGAGCGGGCCAAAGAUGCCAGUGUGGUGGGCAUUUUGGUGGGCACCCUGGGUGUUGCCAACUAUCUGAUUAUCAUCGAACAGCUGAAAGACACUAUUCAAAGAGCAGGCAAGAAGAGCUAUAUGUUUGCCAUGGGAAAGAUCAAUGUUCCCAAGCUUGCGAACUUCCUGGAAAUUGAUAUUUACGUGUUAGUUGCGUGUCCAGAAAACUCCCUGCUGGACUCAAGUGAAUUCUACAGGCCUGUGGUGACUCCGUUUGAGAUGGAGCUGGCUUGUAAUAAGCACAGAGAGUGGACUGGAGAAUAUGUCACAGACUUCAGAGAGUUACUGCCUGGUGGAAGCAGUCAUGUGGGCUUUCCUGAACCCAGUCAGUCUGCCACUGAGGAGGAGACCACAGACGUGUCUCUCAUCACAGGAGCUCUACGAAGCUGUUCCACCAACUCAUCUGAGAUGAUGCAUAACUCAGAGACAUCUUCGCUUGUCCUCAGGAAUCAGACUCUCACUGUGGCCAAUACUAACGCUGCGGCAUCUUUUCUGGCAGGCCGCAGCUGGCAGGGACUGGAGCCAAAAUUAGGGCAGACCCCGGUGGUUAAAGCUGUAAAGGGACAGAGAGGCAUUGCAAUCGCUUACGAAGAGGAGGGUAAUGAGGACGCUUCAACACAACAAAAAUUAUAACACUCGUUUACUGUUGGACAGUCACAGGAAUCAUCAAAAGAUUACUUUACAUGUAUUGAUAUAGUAAUAAAACAUCUAUUGGGGGCAUGUUUUAUAUUCCCUUGAUAAGGCCAAGUACUUACUGCUCUAAAAACAUGAAUCAAGGUAAAUAAAUAUCUUCUUUUUUGUGCUAUAUUAUACCAAUAUGGUAGCCAAACUGUGGAGCAAUUAAGCAAUUAAAUGAGAAAAAUAUAAACGUGAUCUUGUUUGUAAUGAAGACAAAAGAUUGAGCUUUAUACUUUGAAGUCAUCAAAAACAUGUUAUGAGGUACUGUACAGCAGCAAAUCUCUAGUGUAAAUGUAGUAACAAUAAAGGGAAAGUUCUACCUA
Danio rerio (zebrafish) is the source of this 1909-nucleotide messenger RNA. It is a transcript of the gene dph2, whose product is annotated as diphthamide biosynthesis 2. NCBI's taxonomy places the organism in Eukaryota, Metazoa, Chordata, Actinopteri, Cypriniformes, Danionidae. Gene Ontology annotation, molecular function: 2-(3-amino-3-carboxypropyl)histidine synthase activity. Gene Ontology annotation, biological process: protein histidyl modification to diphthamide. The record is from RefSeq and is marked provisional.